UAUCCUUAUCUUUGUGGAGGCAUUUCUUACCAGCGAGACCCCGGACUGGUUUUUGAGUCUAAUGAGUUUGAACAAUCUGCUGCAGAUCCUGAACACGAACACGAACUUUUGGUUCUAUGCCGGGAUGAACCAAAAAUUCAGAAACGGUCUAAAAUCUCUCUUCUGCGGAAACCUAACGCCACCCAUUCAGCAGGGUAUUGUUCCCCAGGAAAGGAGUAUUGAACUACAACCAAUUAAUAGAUCUGAUAGAGAAACUAUUAACAAACUAACUGAACAACAACUCCAGAAUCAGGAUCAAGCAGGAUGUGUGCCUCUGGAGAAGCAAGCUCUUAAACAGGAUUGUCUUGGUAGCUUGUUGCUUGGAAAUCAAGUUCAGGUUCAAGUUUCUAAUCAAGGGCGUCCCAAUAGCUUGCUUCUUAAGAAACAAUUUGAACUGCAUGUGGUAAAGGUUGAUUGCUCCACUAGAAUUCUAGAUGAAGAGGAAAUCAAGGUGCACGAGGUCAGUUAUGUUCGAGAAGAUCAGGAUCAGCCCAGCGUUAUUCAAGAAGAUCAUGACCAAACCAACGUUACUCAAGAUGAUCAUAUACAGUCUACUGAUUUACUGAAAGGUCAAAACCAGUCUGACGUUAUCCAAGAACAUGAUGAUAAGUCCACCAAUGUUGUGGAUGACGAUAAAAUGAAACCUUAUGAAAUCAGCAAUGAUCAGAAACUUAUGGUUUUACCUGGAGAGGAAAUAGAACUACACAUCAUCAAUAAUAUCCAUACUCCUAGAGUUUCACUUACUGAGGAAGAAAAAGAACAACAAAUGAUCAACAAAGAUCAAAUUGACAAGGUUACAGUCCAGAAUGAAAUAGAACCACCUGCCAUAAAUCAGGAGUUGACUGUCAAAAAGUUUUCCAAAGAAGGCAUCAAAGAAGAUUUUGAUUUUGAUCAGAUAAUCAGUGUUGAGGAAAAAGAACACUAUCAGCUACAUAUCAUUGAUUAUGGUGUGUACGGAGAGGAAUGUCAUGAAGAAUAUGUUUAAAGGUUGAGACACCAGUACAAUCAAAAGAGUACUGUCAGGGAACUUACUCUGAUAAGUAUAAUGUCAACAAGCCGAUACUCAACUCAUGUACAUUUGAAUUUGAGCUGAACACAGAUGGUCCUAUUUUGUACCCGCUAGGAACACCAACAACACUGGCAGACAUACUCAGCAGGGGUCAAUAUUAUAGCUUGCCUCGCUCUGUUGGUAGCUUUUUACUUAAGCAGAAAUAAGGCUUUAAACGGAUUAAAACCCCCAUUAAAUGUAUUAACCACUGUGUCUAUUUUUAUUAUUUUUGAAUUCAAAUUUAUAUUAGUUUUUAUUCAUGUAAGUCAGUGUUCAAAAUGUUGUUAUUUAUGUAUUUCCGUACAAAAGAACCUAUUUAAAAAUUGGAAGUAUAAAUAUUGAAUAAUGUUUUCUAAUGCCUGUCUUUCUAUGCUUUCUAACAACAUGUUUGUUUUAACCAUAAAAUUAUAUUUUUUGUUUCCAGUUUUAAAAUGAUAAUGUUUUUUUUCUGUUUCUGUUUCAUUUUAAAACGAAAAAUAUUUUUUUCCGUUUUCCGUUUUCCGUUUCAAGAUGGAAAACAAUCAUUUUCCGUCUGCCCUCUGACAAUUUCAUUUAAUUUCUGUCUUUCCAAGUUACACUAUAAAUGAUGGAUUUUAGCACGGGGGGGGGAACAAGAUUUUCCUGUUCCCCCUCCCCUCCUCCCCUAAUUUAGUCUUAUACGGAAAACGAAUUUUUUAGUUUCUCGGUUAGAAAACAAAAUCGAUUUUUUCAUAUU
Messenger RNA from Eurytemora carolleeae, 1802 nucleotides. RefSeq lists its product as uncharacterized. The transcript is spliced from 4 exons. The coding region runs from base 62 to 1024 and encodes 320 amino acids. Lineage: Eukaryota; Metazoa; Arthropoda; Copepoda; Calanoida; Temoridae. The record is from RefSeq and is a predicted model, not a curated record.